Molecule: messenger RNA, 2016 nt
Organism: Rotaria socialis
Lineage: Eukaryota; Metazoa; Rotifera; Eurotatoria; Philodinida; Philodinidae
Source: the annotation of a GenBank genome assembly
AUGAAAUUUCUUAAACUUGGAUCUAACCCAAACGGUCAAUUGCUCAAUGGCAACACAUGUCUUCAUCUGUCUACAAUUAAUGGACACAUUGAAUGUAUUCGACAUUUGCUUAAGUUUGGUGGUAAUCCAUUUCUUGAAAAUAGUCUCGGUUUGACACCAUGGAAUAAUUUAUCUCAAUUAAACGAAACAAUCGAACUUGAAUGUCUGCAACUAUUUGUUGAUCUUAAUCAAAGUCUACCACCUGCGGACUUGAUUUUUGAUGCCAUUGAACAUGAUCAUAUAAAUACGUAUGACUAUUUAUUAUCAAUCACACAUGAAGAAUUAAAAAGUAAUCCUUCAUAUUGUUCGCGCUUAUUACGGACAGCAUUAAGAUCAUCGAAUACUUAUUUUCUCGAACGCUUAUUUGCUAUGAUACCUAGACAAGACUUUGUUCAAUUUAUAAAUCUUAAUACAUUUAUUUCAAAUGAAUGCCUUGGUGUUUUAUCGACAUUAGGUGAUAAAGAAAAUCAUUCCAAACCUAUCAAUGUAAUAGUUCGUAUAAUAUCAUCAAAUAAUGAACAUCGAUACUGUUACGCUAUUGGUACACUAUCUAUAACAGCAGAUUUAUCUUGGCUUGAACUCGAACGAACAUGUGUAAAACUAUUUAUGGAUCAUAUUACACAAAUCGAUUCACCAUUUGAUUAUACAAAAUCGUCUAUUGGUUGUACAGCUAAUCAUAUUGAUAUAAUAACACUUGGCUUAACUAAAUGGAAUUAUCAAGAUAGUCCAAAUGAUGAAUCACCAAUGCCAUAUACAGCUGCACAUGUACAAGAUACGUUAACUAUUUAUCUUAAAGGAAUUCAAAGCAAUACAACGGACUCAUUAGCAUAUAAUUAUUUCAUUCCAAGUCAAAAUUUAAAAAAUUUUAUUCGCUAUAUUGAACAAAAUCCUUAUGUUGGAGUUUAUGGCGCAGCAUAUUUACAGAAAAAAGCAUUAUUUGAAGAUCUUAUGCGAUAUUUAGAACGGCCAAUGGCUUUUUCAACUAGUGCUAAGUUCCAAGUGGUUAAAUUUGAAUUUGAAAGUGUUACAAGUUUAGACGAUUGCAUUGAUGAACUUGUUGAACAAAACUUUUUACGUACAAAUCAAUGGUCGAAUGAACAACAAUCAUCUACAAAAUAUUUAUUAUAUUUUGCUAAUAUACAAAACAGUGCUGGAACGGACGUACUUAAAUUACUAUUAAAUGGUGAAUCAUCGUCUGGUACAUGUCAAAAAGUAUCCUACACCAGAGAAGAAGAUUCCAAAUCGACAAUAGUUUAUUACUUUCCAUCGAUGUUUCAUAUAUUUAUCACAAUGAGUAAACGUACGUGGUCAACUGAACAUGAAGUUUAUAAGAAAUUUAAAUGGAUACCAUUUAAACUUGAAAAUCCGCCAUGGAAUGGUUUACUUAAACGACAUUUGUGGAGACGUAUGAUUGAUAUAAAUAUUCGUGAAAAUCGAUUGGUUGAUAAUGAAUUGAUUAAAACGCUGCAGUGGGUAACAAAUGUAUGGCAACGUUAUAAUGAAUGUUUACAAAAAUUGAGUCUUCAAGAUGCAUUACUUGGGCCUGCCUUAUUUUUCGAUUGUCCGAUGGAACGUGAAAAUAUUUUUGAGUGGUUACAAACCAAAUGGAAUACAAUAGUAGCUCCGCUUGUCCGUGAAUUUUCAAUGAAUAAAUGUGCUCAACCAAAACCGAAAGCAUCAACAUCAGCGACGGCAGCUGCAACAGCUAUUGCUUCAUCAUUACGUGCCAAUAGUCUUGAGAUUAGUACGCCUUAUGAAUCAGUGGCAUGUACUGCUCUAUAUGUUUUAUUACAUCGAGCUGUCUCACGUGAUUGCCCAUUGACAGGCCAAGAACGUGAACAAUACUUACUGAAUUUUGUUGGUAGUCGUUUGGAAGGUAGUAGUUCAUCGUCGAUGAUUUCCUCAGCAGCAUCAAGCCGUGCUGGUACUCCCCAACCAUCCAAUUAUUGUGACUUUGUAUCUAUACAACUCGAGUGA